CUGGUUCGGACAAAGCAGCUCGACCUGGAUCCUUCAAGUUGGGUUCCUCAGGAGCCUUUGGGAACUUCUGAGGGACACAAAUUCAGAUGACGUAUGGACAGAAAAGUGCCCCUUUUGUUAUGCCCAAUGACGGGUAUUUUGUGAGUAUGAUGAACGCUAGCGGCUUGGCAGUGUCGAUUGCCUAAAAGGAUCGAAAAUGAUAAGCUCCAUACCAGACGCGUGGAUAUAAUUAAUAGCCGGGAGUAAAGCUCUGUCGAUGCCCACGCCUCUCUCCCGCCUUACGGUUCUGCCUGCCGUCAUAUACUGCUGCUACCGCGAAAGGCUACUAAACCAGCCAGCAGCUGCUGACCACCAUUUGUUCUUGGCACCCCUGAACAAGUAAACACGAUGCUUUCGAACUUGCUACUCGUGGCUCUCCCGGUGGUGGCCACCUACCUGAUCGUCACAAUAUGGCAAUCACGGUACAAGCAAUUCGCCCAUUUCCCACAGCCCAAAACCUCCCUGCUCUGGGGGCACUUGAAACCCUUGGGAGAGCUUAUGCAGCGCUCUGCGCCCGGACUCCACAUUGAUCACAUACUGGCCCAACUGGCGCAGCAGGCGGGGAAUCCGCCCGUCAUGUUUCUGGAUCUCCGCCCAGCCAGCUAUCCCAUGGUCGUCGUGUGCAACCAGGACGUAGCUGAACAGGUCUCGCGGGCAUCGAAGCUGUUCCCCUGGAGCACGCCCAAGUCUCCGACACUGAGCGCGUUGGUGAGAUUAACAGGGGAACACUCCAUCCUGGUGAAGCAGAACGAGGACUGGAAGCAAACGCGCAAGCGCUUCAACCCAGGCUUCGCACCGCAGCAUCUCAUGAGCCUAUUACCGUGCAUCCUGGACAAGACAGACAUCUUCGUGCAGCACCUUGACAACCUCGCAAACAGCGGCAAAGAGUUCCCCCUGAUCAAGUUCGCCAUCAACCUCACCUUUGACAUCAUCGGCGCCGUCGUCAUGGGCGUCGAUUUCGACGCGCAGCACGCCGACUCGUCCAGCCAGGGCGAGUUCAUCCGGCUCUACGAUGAGCUCCUUAGCACGUACAACAGGUCCGGUCUCGAGCGGCUGCCGCAGUGGAUGUUUGUGCGGCGUGAAUGGCGCCGGUACAGACUCAGUUCCAAGAUCGACCGUCUGCUCGAGGGCAUGAUCCGGCAGAAGCAUGCCGAGGGCGCCAACUCCUCCAAAACCAACGCCUCGUCCCGCAGCGUCCUCAACCUCAGCCUGCAGGGCAACGACAGCCAAACUGGAACCCUCAGCGACGACCUCGUGCACGAGACACGCGACCAGAUCAAGACGUUCCUCUUCGCGGGGCACGACACGACCAGCAUCUUGCUCGCCUGGCUGUUCUACCAGCUUGCGCGCACUCCGCGCGCGCUCAAGGCCGUGCGCGACGAGCUCGACGACAUUUUCGGCCCGGACCCGGACCCAGCCGUCGUGCGGCAGAAGCUGCUCGCCCCCGGCGGCGAGGACCUGAUCCACCGCAUGACGUACACGUCGGCCGUGAUCAAGGAGAUUCUGCGGCUGUACCCGCCGGCGGGGACGGCGCGCAUGGCGCCCAAGGGAAGCAAUUUCACGGUGCAGCUGCCUGAUGGGGGCGGGAGUUUCUGUGUGGACGGCUUUGUCAUCUACAACUGCGCGACGCUUAUUCAGAGGGAUCGGACUGUGUUUGGGGAGUCGGCGGGGGAUUUUGUGCCUGAGCGCUGGCUGGGUGAUAAGUCUGGGAUCAUGAGCGCAGGUGCAGGUGCAGACUCGGGCCGCAAGUACCCGGCGGGUGCGUGGCGGCCGUUUGAGCGCGGUCCGAGAAACUGCAUCGGGCAGGAUUUGGCUACGAUUGAGGCACGGGUGAUUAUCGCGGCUGUGGCACGGCGAUAUGACUUUUUCAAGGUCGGGCUGGGUGAGCUGGAUCUUGAUGAGAAGGGCCAGCCGGUUUUGAAUGAGAAGGGCCAGUUCAAGGUCAAGGCCGAGAUGUACAAUGUGAGUAUCGCUAUGACGUUUUUAUUACUAUUGAAUGUGUGGGUUAAGGUGCUGACUGAAUUUGCCCAGACACAACAGGUGACGGCGAAGCCGGUCGACGGAAUGAGGAUGAAAG
Molecule: messenger RNA, 2116 nt
Organism: Canariomyces notabilis
Lineage: Eukaryota; Fungi; Ascomycota; Sordariomycetes; Sordariales; Chaetomiaceae
Product: cytochrome P450
Exons: 3
Molecular function (GO): oxidoreductase activity, acting on paired donors, with incorporation or reduction of molecular oxygen; monooxygenase activity; iron ion binding
Source: RefSeq, a predicted model, not a curated record